This is a messenger RNA of Carlito syrichta (Philippine tarsier), 1865 nucleotides long. RefSeq names its product F-box protein 9 (gene FBXO9). Gene Ontology annotation, biological process: SCF-dependent proteasomal ubiquitin-dependent protein catabolic process. The coding region runs from base 158 to 1369 and encodes 403 amino acids. NCBI's taxonomy places the organism in Eukaryota, Metazoa, Chordata, Mammalia, Primates, Tarsiidae. The record is from RefSeq and is a predicted model, not a curated record. The transcript is spliced from 13 exons. Gene Ontology annotation, cellular component: SCF ubiquitin ligase complex. Gene Ontology annotation, molecular function: protein binding.
GCUCGACCCGCUCUCCGUGGAGGAGAUCGGUGGACGUUCUGAGGACGUUUAACUAAAGGCAGAAGCUGAGGAAGAUUGUCAUUCUGAUACUGUCAGAGCAGAUGAUGAUGAUGAAAAUGAAAGUCCUGUUGAAACAGAUCUUCAGGCGCAACUACAGAUGUUCCGAGCUCAGUGGAUGUUUGAACUCGCCCCAGGUGUAGGCUCUAGCAACUUAGAAAACCGAUCUUGCAGAGCCACGAGAGGCUCUCUACAGAAAGCAGCAGCAGAUACCAAAGGAAAACAAGAGCAGGCAAAAGAAGAAAAGGCUCGAGAACUCUUCCUAAAAGCGGUAGAAGAAGAACAAAAUGGAGCUCUCUACGAAGCCAUCAAGUUUUAUCGUAGGGCUAUGCAACUUGUACCUGAUAUAGAGUUCAAGAUUACUUAUACCCGGUCUCCUGACGGUGAUGGCGUUGGAAACAGCUACCUUGAAGAUAACGAUGAUGACAGCAAGAUGGCAGAUCUCUUGUCCUGCUUCCAGCAGCAGCUCAUGUUCCAGGAAUCUGCACUCAAACUGUGUCAGCCCGAGCUUGAGAGCAGUCAGACUCACAUUUCAGUGCUGCCAAUGGAGGUCCUGAUGUACAUCUUCCGGUGGGUGGUAUCCAGUGACUUGGACCUCAGAUCAUUAGAGCAGUUGUCCCAGGUGUGCAGAGGAUUCUACAUCUGUGCCAGAGACCCUGAGAUAUGGCGUCUGGCCUGCUUGAAAGUUUGGGGCAGAAGCUGUAUUAAACUUGUUUCAUACACAUCCUGGAGAGAGAUGUUUUUAGAACGGCCUCGUGUUCGGUUUGAUGGCGUAUAUAUCAGUAAAACUACAUACAUUCGUCAAGGGGAACAGUCUCUUGAUGGUUUCUAUAGAGCCUGGCACCAAGUGGAAUAUUACAGGUACAUAAGGUUCUUUCCUGAUGGCCAUGUGAUGAUGCUGACGACCCCUGAAGAGCCUCAGACCAUCGUUCCCCGCUUAAGAACAAGGAAUGCCAGAACUGACGCCAUUCUACUGGGUCAUUAUCGCUUGUCACAAGAUACAGACAAUCAGACCAAAGUAUUUGCUGUAAUAACUAAGAAAAAAGAAGAAAAACCACAUGACUACAAAUAUAGAUAUUUUCGUCGUGUUCCUGUACAAGAAGCAGAUCAGAGUUUUCAUGUGGGGCUACAGCUGUGUUCCAGUGGCCACCAGAGGUUCAACAAACUCAUCUGGAUACAUCAUUCUUGUCACAUCACUUACAAAUCAACUGGUGAAACUGCAGUCAGUGCUUUUGAGAUCGACAAGAUGUAUACCCCCUUGUUCUUCGCCAGAGUCAGGAGCUACACAGCAUUCUCAGAAAGGCCCCUGUAGACCCCUGGUCCAGCCCUCCGUCACUGUUGCAUGAAUUAAAGUAUAUAGUGCAGAAGAGCACCUAAGUUAUAAAUGUACAUAUAUAUAUGGAAUUGGAACUUAUUUUAAAUUGUUGGAGUUCUUUUAAGAAGAGUAUAAAUUGAUUAUUUUUUUUAUUUAAAGGAUAGUUGAUUCUUGGGGUGUUUUGUUUUGAAAUUAAAGAAUUUGAAAUAAGUUGUCUAAGUAUAUUUAUGUUACAGAAAAACCUUAUAUGAGGUUUAAGUCAUGUCUUUUUCAAGCAGAUUUCUGAGCAGAUUUCUGUCACAUAAAUCUUCUACCUGAGCACCCUAAUAUGUAUGUAGGUGCAUCAGGGGACAACUCCACUGGAUAAGCUUUUUAUUUCCCGCAUGACAUAAUGUCUUUGCACUCAGGCUAAAAAUGUGAAAACCUGUUCUGAAUUUGUUUGAAACUGUUUUACCAGUAAAGAUCAUAAAUAAAUGUUACUUUCAAGAAAAUA